This is a messenger RNA of Etheostoma spectabile (orangethroat darter), 2132 nucleotides long. RefSeq names its product angiopoietin 2b (gene angpt2b). Gene Ontology annotation, biological process: blood coagulation. The record is from RefSeq and is a predicted model, not a curated record. The coding region runs from base 108 to 1622 and encodes 504 amino acids. The transcript has 9 exons. Lineage: Eukaryota; Metazoa; Chordata; Actinopteri; Perciformes; Percidae.
AGAUAUAGAGGACCAAAGGGACAAGUCAGCUGACUCACAUCUCUGCUCUGCUAGGAGAAGCAACCUCCUUCUUCCCCUCCCACCCUCCCCUUUCCCUCUCCUCUGACAUGGGCCGCCUGCUGGCCCUGACCCUUGCCUAUCUGGCCUCCUGGCUGGCCACCGCGAUCGGCUCGGAACGCCAACAGCACCACGUGCAGCACGGCCCCUGCAGAUACACCUUCAUUCUUCCCGAGGUGGAGCACUGCCACCCCUUACAGGACUUCCAGGUCACCAACACCCUCCAGAGGGACUCGCCGCCUGAGGCAGAGCCUGAUACAAGCCAAUCCAAGACGAGUAAGGCCCAGAAGGAGAGGUCCUUCUGGCAGGAGAGGAAGCUGGAAAAUCUAGAAAGUGCCAUGGAGAAUAACACCCAGUGGCUGCAAAAGCUGGAGCACUUCAUCCAGGAGAAUGUGCGUUCUGGGAUGGAGGAAAUGAAAAGAACUGCGGUACACACCCAGACAGCUGCCAUGCUGGAAAUGGGAACCAACCUCCUCAGCCAAUCAGCGGAGCAGACUCGCAAACUGACAGACGUUGAGACCCAGGUGUUAAACCAGACAAGUCGCCUGGAGAUCCAGCUGCUCGAGUACACGCUCUUCACUAACCGCCUGGAGAAACAUAUUCUCCUGCAGACUCAGGAGAUCUCACGCCUCAGUGAUAAAAACAGUUUUCUGGAACAGAGGCUGUUAGCGCUGGAGGCUAGGUACGGGAAGGAGUUGCAGGGCUUGCAGAGCGAAAAGCAGCAGCUUCAAGAGCUUCUGGAGAGGCAGAGUCGACUGGUCAGUCAGUUCCAGGGUGAACUGGGCAGCUCCCCGCUAAACGGCACCUCACUGCAGAGACAGCAGGUCGCGCUCACAGACACCGUUCAGCAGCUGCUGGCACUGGUCAACCACUGCAAUGAAAUCACCAAUAUGCCCAAGGAGCAGCCGCUUAGUUUCAGGGACUGCGCGGACAUCCUGCGAUCUGGAGUGACAGCGAGUGGAAUAUAUAGCAUACGCCUCCCUAACUCCACGCAGACUGUCAAGGUGUUCUGUGACAUGAAGACUAGAGGUGGUGGGUGGACGGUGCUGCAGCAUCGGAGAAACGGCUCCGUUAACUUUCAUCGUGGGUGGAGUGACUACAAAAUGGGCUUUGGAGAGCCGUCUGGGGAACACUGGCUCGGGAAUGAGAUCAUCCACAAGCUGACCAGCUCCCAGGAAUACAGCCUGCAUGUGCAGCUAAAAGACAGAGAGGGGAACGAAGCUUUCUCACAUUACGAUCGCUUCUACACAGACGGAGAGGACAACAACUACAGCCUCCAUGCCGAGGGCUUCAGUGGCACUGCUGGACGGACCAGCAGCCUCACCCACACUGGCACCCAGUUCAGCACCAAGGACAGAGACAACGACAGCUGCACCUGCAAGUGUGCCCAGCUCGCAUCUGGAGGUUGGUGGUUCGAGGCUUGCGGCCCAUCCAACCUGAACGGCAUCUAUUACCCCAGCUCGUCCAGUGUGGUUCGCUACAACGGCAUCAAGUGGUACUAUUGGAAGGGUCCAAAUCUGAUGGCAACCACGACAACCAUGAUGGUGCGGCCGGCAAACUUCUGACGACACUGGCUCUUUCAUGAUGUCAGAUUAUAAAGUGAAUGUCGCCUCUGAUGAAUAUACUGACCAAUACUCAAUGGCAAUUGAAUCCGAGUGUUUGUGGUUUCAGCUUCUGGACAUCUUGUAGGGGGGGCUUUCGCAAUUGCUUGAGCAGAUGUGCCGACACUUUAUAAAAUUACUGGUUUUAGUGAAAUACUGAGUGAGAAAUUCAACCAACAAUAUUUAUUAACAAAAUGUUGCCAGACUAUAUUUCAAUACGGAUUGUUCAGCUGAGAGAGGAAUGGGCUUUGUUACAGAUGACAAAAACACAACUAACAUCACAUUAUGCAGUUACAUAUAAUCAGUUACUCAGCCCAAAAUUAAAUAAAAUUGAAUAAUGGAUAAAUGUUUAGAGACACUUUAUCUUACUACCUAUUUUUAUAUUAAAGUAUGAAAACUUACAUUGUGUUUGAUGUAAAUAAAUGUGACCAAUAAUUCACAGCCUUGUAUAUAGUUUACAAGAAGUCAACUGAU